AGGGGGUGUGUAGCAGUGGUACUUUAUGCCUGGGUAUUUGGGGAGGAGCCUAAGGUAAGGAGGCAGAAACUGGGAGUAACCAAACUGCUGCUUUUAUAUAAGGCCGUUGGUAGGUAAAAGAAGGGGCCUUUACCUCUGCUGGUGAUCAGGAGGCUGCAUUUCUAAGUUCUUCUUGUUAACUCCCGUUCCUUAGAUUCGAAAGAAGCCAGCUCUGAACGAGAGAGUGACAGCGAGAAGGCCCUUUUCUCAAGGAGUCGCCGCUGAACGAACUCAUCAUGGUGGACACAGAGAUGCCGUUCUGGCCCACCAACUUUGGGAUCAGCUCCGUGGACCUCUCCAUGAUGGACGACCACCCCCACGCCUUUGACGUCAAGCCCUUCACCACCGUUGACUUCUCCAGCAUUUCCAGUCCACACUACGAAGACAUCCCAUUCACAAGGGCAGACCCGAUGGUUGCUGAUUAUAAGUAUGACCUGAAACUCCAAGAUUACCAAAGCGCAAUCAAAAUGGAGCCUGCGUCCCCACCUUACUAUUCUGAAAAGACCCAGCUCUACAACAAGCCCCAUGAAGAGCCUUCUAACUCCCUCAUGGCAAUCGAAUGCCGUGUCUGCGGGGAUAAAGCGUCUGGGUUCCACUAUGGAGUUCAUGCUUGUGAAGGAUGCAAGGGUUUCUUCCGGAGGACAAUCAGAUUGAAGCUUAUUUAUGAUAGGUGUGAUCUGAACUGUCGGAUCCAUAAAAAAAGUAGAAAUAAAUGUCAGUACUGUCGGUUUCAGAAAUGCCUUGCAGUGGGGAUGUCUCAUAACGCCAUCAGGUUUGGGCGGAUGCCACAGGCGGAGAAGGAGAAGCUGCUGGCGGAGAUCUCCAGUGAUAUCGACCAGCUGAACCCAGAGUCCGCUGACCUCCGGGCCCUGGCAAAACAUUUGUAUGACUCAUACAUAAAGUCCUUCCCGCUGACCAAAGCAAAGGCGAGGGCCAUCUUGACAGGAAAGACAACAGACAAAUCACCGUUUGUUAUCUAUGACAUGAAUUCCUUGAUGAUGGGCGAAGAUAAAAUCAAGUUCAAACACAUCACCCCCGUGCAGGAGCAGAGCAAAGAGGUGGCCAUCCGCAUCUUCCAGGGGUGCCAGUUUCGCUCCGUGGAAGCAGUGCAGGAGAUCACAGAGUACGCCAAGAGCAUUCCCGGUUUCGUAAACCUUGACUUGAACGACCAAGUAACUCUCCUCAAGUACGGUGUCCAUGAGAUCAUUUACACAAUGCUGGCCUCCCUGAUGAAUAAAGAUGGGGUUCUCAUAUCAGAGGGCCAAGGAUUCAUGACGAGGGAGUUUCUAAAGAGCCUGCGAAAGCCCUUUGGUGACUUUAUGGAGCCCAAGUUUGAGUUUGCUGUGAAGUUCAAUGCACUGGAAUUAGAUGACAGUGACUUGGCAAUAUUUAUAGCUGUCAUUAUUCUCAGUGGAGACCGGCCCGGUUUGCUGAAUGUGAAGCCCAUCGAGGACAUCCAGGACAACCUGCUGCAAGCCCUGGAGCUCCAGCUCAAGCUGAACCACCCUGAGUCCUCUCAGCUCUUUGCCAAGCUGCUCCAGAAAAUGACAGACCUCAGACAGAUCGUCACGGAGCACGUGCAGCUCCUGCAGGUGAUAAAGAAGACGGAGACGGACAUGAGUCUGCACCCCCUCCUGCAGGAGAUCUACAAGGACUUGUACUAGCGGGGUCCUGAUCCACUGACGGCGUUUCCCUUCUUCCAAUUGCACUAUUACUUUGAGGGAAAAAUCUAACACCUAAGAAAUUUACUGUGAAAAAGCAUUUUAAAAAGAAAAGGUUUUAGAAUAUGAUCUAUUUUAUGCAUAUUGUUUAUAAAGUACAUGUACAAUUUACUUUUAAUAUUAAAAAUUACUGUAUUAUGAAAUUGCUG
Otolemur garnettii (small-eared galago) is the source of this 1909-nucleotide messenger RNA. RefSeq names its product peroxisome proliferator activated receptor gamma (gene PPARG). Bases 276 to 1703 code for a protein of 475 amino acids. The record is from RefSeq and is a predicted model, not a curated record. The transcript is spliced from 8 exons. Gene Ontology annotation, cellular component: nucleus. Gene Ontology annotation, molecular function: nuclear receptor activity; RNA polymerase II cis-regulatory region sequence-specific DNA binding; zinc ion binding. NCBI's taxonomy places the organism in Eukaryota, Metazoa, Chordata, Mammalia, Primates, Galagidae. Gene Ontology annotation, biological process: regulation of lipid metabolic process; hormone-mediated signaling pathway; positive regulation of transcription by RNA polymerase II.